Messenger RNA from Penicillium cataractarum, 993 nucleotides. Its product is annotated as fungal specific transcription factor domain-containing protein. The transcript has a single exon. The coding region runs from base 1 to 993 and encodes 330 amino acids. The record is from RefSeq and is a predicted model, not a curated record. Lineage: Eukaryota; Fungi; Ascomycota; Eurotiomycetes; Eurotiales; Aspergillaceae. Gene Ontology annotation, biological process: DNA-templated transcription. Gene Ontology annotation, molecular function: DNA binding; zinc ion binding.
AUGUCACAUGAAGAAGUGCAUGAGAUUUUUGAUAUGACCAAAGAAACGGUUAUGGAGGUCUAUCGCUUGUCAACUGAAGAAACGCUUGCCAAGGCAGUCUUGCUGAAUAUGGAAGAGGAUCUAGUCGCAUUACAAGCACUUGUCCUCUUUUUAUCUGUCAGCAAUCUAACGGGAAAACCCAAAGUUGCUUGGAAGCUUACUGGCAUAGCACGGAGAUCUGGAGUGUUCAGCCAAACUAGGCAUUCCCCUUUUCAGAUUGAGAUGCGCAACAGACUUUGGUGGCAACUUUGGUACCUUGACCACCGGGCUGCCAAAGACCUUGGGCAAAGGAAUGGGUUGGAAAAUCUUCAUACUUUCGAGCUUCCUUUAAAUGUGAACGAUUCAGACCUUGACCCUUCUUCAAGUCACCUGGCCACCUCCCGAAACGGCUGGUCUGAACAAACCUUUGCUCUUGUUCGCUACAGAAUCGCACAGACCAGACAAAUGCUGAGCGAGGAUAAUGUAAUGACACGGAAACAGGAGAUCAUACGGGCCUGUGAACAACAACUACAUGAUCAUCACCUCCAGUUUUGCACAGACCAGCAAAGCACAAUACAAUGGUUGACUCGUCAUGUCGCUCAUGUUCUCGUCAUGGAGAUGUGGUUCGAACUAUACAGUGCCGAUACGAUAGACAUUAGCUCUGUGGGCUUGGCUGAUGACGGCCAGCAUGAGCAAGGUUUCCGAGAUUUUCUAUUUCUGAAUGCGAUCGAUAUUGUCGACACUACUACUCGUCUAGAGUGGGAAACUCAAUCUCGACAGUGGGCUUGGCUACUCAAGGGUUAUCAGCAGUUCCACCCAUUGGUAUUUCUACUUAACGAAUUGCAAUAUCGUGAACAAUACGCGGCGGUAGACCAUGCGUGGAAGGUGGUAGAAAGCGCACUGAGUCGCUGGCCGCCUACAACCCGAGACUCAUCAAAUGGCAGAGUGAUGGAAAAUUUGAAAGACAGUUGGUGA